Molecule: messenger RNA, 2571 nt
Organism: Passer montanus (Eurasian tree sparrow)
Lineage: Eukaryota; Metazoa; Chordata; Aves; Passeriformes; Passeridae
Gene: DCST2
Product: DC-STAMP domain containing 2
Exons: 17
Coding region: 1-2571 (856 amino acids)
Cellular component (GO): membrane
Source: RefSeq, a predicted model, not a curated record
AUGCAACGGAAACCGUCACGCAGCACCUGCCAACCGUUGCGGGUGCAGCUCGUUGCAAACUGCUCGCUCGCUCUGCUGCCAUCCCGCCGAGCCCAAGCUGGAGGGAGCAGCAGGACCCUGGCCAUGAGGCUGCUCUCGGGCUUGGGCAGGGCCCUGCGGGCCCGGUGGGGCCUGGGGCAGAAGCAGGCCCAGCGGCCCAGAGCCAAGCGCAGGCCGGAGAAGCCCAGCAAGGCCCGGGAGUUCGCCCGCAGCCUGGGCGGCCUCGCCCUGGGCCUGCUGCUGGCCACCAUUUAUGGGGCCCUGGUGCUGCUGGUGCAGGGCCACAACGUCUGGUACUGCCUGAGCAUCACCGUCCUCAUGGGCGCCGCGCUGGGCCUGGGCAUGGCCUUCUCCAUGAAGAUCCGGAUGAUCGUGCUGCUGGCACUGCCGCAUUUCUUCACCAAGGAGGGGAAGAUGGUGGUCAUGAUGCUGGCGCUGUGCCUGACCUUGCAAGGCCCUGGCACCAAUCUCCUGCAAAACGUCUCCCAGGUCGCCAAGGCGCUGUCAUGUGGGGCUGAACUGGCCCAAAACCAGACAGCUGAGAGAGUGCAACGUGCCAAGGAGCCACUGCUGAACAUGCAGAGGAAAAUCAAGGAGAUUGGCCAGAAUGCCAAGGUGCUGGGUGACCGUGUCCGUAAGUUCGUCCGCUCCAUCAUCGACUCCACCAGACACAUUGCCCGGGCCCUGCGCACCGUUUGGCUGUGGCUGUCGAGGGCUGGCAACAUCUGCAACCGUGAGCUGGGGGAUCCCAAGACCAGCUGCUUUCGCUACAUGGACAGGGCCAAGGACAGGUGUGAGCGCGCCCUGCCCGUCCUCUUCCACAUCUGCUACGUGGUCCUCAGCUUCAAGGCGCUCUGCGGCACCCCUCUCUCUGCAGUUACUUUGUUGUUCUGCACCAUCCCAGCGUACAUCCAGAGCUUCAUCCGGGCCAGCGUGGCAGCUCCCCUCACGGAUGCCCUGAACCGUGUCCGCGCCGAGUUUGAGUUCAACAUCUCGGUCACGCACCACUUCAGCGUCAACCUCAACGCCAGCAAGAGCCUGGGCGAGGUGUCUGCCGAUAUAAUGGAGGCCGUGCAGCACAGCAUGGAGCCCUACCACCGUGCCCUGGAGCUCUUCUCCUACGUCUCCUUCUUGGUCGUGCUCUUCUUGUGGUACCGCGCGGUUCGCUACCGGCGCCUCUACCUGCGGGACGACACCUUUGACAACGUUUACAUCACGCGGCGCUUCGUGGAGAUGGACCUGCGCUGUGCGGAGCAGGGCAAGCCCACCGUGCUGCCCCUGUCGGGGCGGGAGAGGGGCCGCUACAUCCCCCCAGGUGCUCUGUGGCUGUCAAAGGCGGAGCGACAGCAGUACGGGCUGCAGCUCUUUUCGUUCCUGCGCCAUACGCUGCUGGGGUUCAGCAUCCUCCUGGCUGACUACACCAUCUUCUGGCUGCUUGGCCUGUUCCGGCACCAGCUGAGCGCCGAGAUCGUUGCCAGGGCGCCGUCGAUAAUGACCAUCAGCGUCAACGGGACUGGCUACACCAGCGAGAUCUACCAGGAUCUGGUCUCUGCCUUCAACGCGCUGCAGGAGGGCGAGGUCUCGGUGCUGUCCCAGGUCUGCCUCAUCGAGCCCAUGGAGCCUGACCACGGCACCUACAUCACCAUAGGAAUCCUGUAUGGUAUCUGGCUCUUCAUCUCUGUCUUCGGUUCCUACCUGGCACGCCUGCGCCGGGCAGUGUGUGCUUACUACUUCCCAACCCGUGAGCAGGAGCGCCUGACCUACCUCCACAACAUCAUCCGGGCACGGCGGGAAUGGGCGCUGUUUGCCCUGAGCCAAGUGGGCACACGACAAUUGGACGAUACUGGGAAAAGCAGGUUCUUCCUUAUCCUCAUCUCCAGGUGCCCUCUCCUAGCUCGCCUCGCUCGCCGCGUGGGCAUCCAGCGCAAACACUGCCUGACCUGUGGGGCAGAAGAGAAGCCAGAUUUCACCGCCUGCAUCACACCCAACUGCAAAGGGCUGUAUUGCAGCCAGUGCUACCAAACCAUGAACAACAUCUGCUCCGUCUGCAAGGCCCCCCUGAGCUACCCGGCCACCGGGGAUGAGGAGCGGGACUCCAGUGACGAGGAGGAGACAGUGGGGCUGCGGCUGGGCGCUGCGCGGGCGCUGCAGGGUCAGGAGCCAGGGCGGCGGCUGCUGCAGCGCAUCAGGGACAUCCUCAAGGGCCGGGGGCUCCCCUUCAGAACCAGGAGGCUACCCGACUUUGACGAGGAGGAUCAAGCUGCGCCAAGGGACAGCGAGCUGCAGGAGGUGGUGGUCUCAGAGACCCCCAGCCGCGUUCCCUCUCCAUCGGAGCAUCCCACGGGCACCAACCCUGGAGCGGAACCCCGUGCUCGGAAACGUCCCAACUCCACCCUGAAGCGAGCGGUGGUCGCGGUGCUGCCCGGCCCGUGCAGCCGCUUCCUCUGGAGCCGGCCCGACCAGUACCGCUGCAGGAAAGCCUUCCUGGGAGCCGGCUUCGGGAUGCUCCUCGGCUUCGCUCUAUAUCUAUAG